Molecule: messenger RNA, 1042 nt
Organism: Carcharodon carcharias (great white shark)
Lineage: Eukaryota; Metazoa; Chordata; Chondrichthyes; Lamniformes; Lamnidae
Gene: utp23
Product: UTP23 small subunit processome component
Exons: 3
Coding region: 148-879 (243 amino acids)
Cellular component (GO): small-subunit processome; nucleolus
Molecular function (GO): small ribosomal subunit rRNA binding
Source: RefSeq, a predicted model, not a curated record
UGUGGCUGCGGUGCUGGGUGUCGGGGGAAGCAGCGAGCGCGGCGCUCGGGUCAAGGUUGAAGAGAGGAGCGUGUGAAGCUUCCUGGCCGGGUUGUCCUUAUUCUUCAUGACUCCACAUUCUCAACCCUCCCUUUGUUUGAUCCAGAAAUGAAAAUUAAGCGGCAAAAAACCGCAAAGAAACUUCUCGCCUUUUACAAAUAUAACUACGGCUUCCGCGAACCUUUCCAAAUCCUUCUGGACGGGACGUUCUGUCAGGCCGCGCUCAAAAAUAAAAUCCAGAUCAAGGAGCAGAUGCCCAAGUAUCUCAUGGGAGAAGUCCAGCUGUGUACAACAUCCUGCGUCCUGAAAGAGCUACAGUCACUUGGAAAAGAAUUGUACGGUGCAAAAUUGAUUGCUCAACGAUUUCAAGUUAGAAAUUGUUCACAUCUGAAAAACCCUGUAGGUGCCUCAACGUGCUUGUUGUCGAUGGUUGAAAACAAUAAUGCUCAUCAUUACUUUGUGGCCACACAGGAUCAAGAGUUAACAGUGAAAAUUAAGAAAUUGUCAGGAGUCCCUCUGAUGUACAUUAUACAAAAUACUAUGGUCCUGGAGAAAGCUUCGCCCAAAUCAAUUGCACAACAACAGUCUUUGUAUGGUAAUCAGUUUGUCCCUUUACAUCAGCAACAAACUAUCCAGCACUUGAAAGAAGAGCGGGGCUUGGUGAAGGAAUCUGAACCUAGGUGUAAAAAACGCAAAAGAAAAGGGGGCCCAAAUCCUCUCAGUUGUCUAAAAAAGAAGGUACGACCACCACAAGAACCAAAUAAAGAGAAAAAACGAAGGAGAUCAAGAAAGAAGAGGAGAACGGCUGCAUCGUGUGUCAAAGUAGAAACUCCCAUGUAGAAGUAUAACCAGAGAUUUUGUAAGAACAUGGACCAAAGUGCAUAGCUGUGUAAUUUUUGCAUAACUCUUGGUAAACAUGACUGUAUACUAUCUAAUGUUAGCAAGUGUUUUUUAAAUUUAGUUUAAAAUUAUCUGGAAAAAUAUAUUGCAGAAAAAGUCAUAA